CGAGACGACGACAGCUUAAAGUGCCUAAAACACCUCUCAGCUCAGAGAACAGAAAAAGUAAUAGAUAAUUCUACGCCUCUUCCUCCUACACUGUUUCUUCCACAGAUUUUCCAUCACCUACUAGUUUAGGGUUUCUUGUCGCUGUUGCUGGAACAAGACAAAAUUAGGAUGGGUUUUUAGUUCUGACCUUUAACCGCCAAUGGACGCAGGAGUUGUAUCUAGAUAACUUUCAAUGCUCAAUUGACAGAGCAUUACACUUUAAUGAGUUCUUAAAAGCCUUCAUGCGAUUAUUUCAAUUUGAGGAGAUAAGAUGGAUGAUGGUGGGCAUCGUGAAAAUGGAAGACACAAAGCAGAUCAAUAUAAAGCAGCCCAGGGGCAGUGGUUGAUGCAACCUCAGCCUUCAAUGAAACAGAUCAUGUCAAUCAUAGCUGAAAGGGAUCAAGCCAUUCAAGAACGAAAUUUGUCCCUUUCAGAUAAGAAGGCUGCUAUUGCAGAGCGAGACAUGGCAUUCCUGCAACGAGAUACGGCUAUUGCAGAGAGAAAUAAUGCGAUGAUGGAACGAGACAAUGCUAUUGCUGCUCUGCAAUAUCGAGAGAGCUCCUUGAGCAAUGGUAACAUGUCCUCUUGUCCUCCAGGAUGUCAAAUCUCGCGUGGGGUGAAACACAUGCACCACCCACAGCAGCAUCAUGUGCCUCACAUGAAUGAAGGUCCCUACAAUUCAAGGGAAAUGAACACAAGCGAUUCCCUACCAAUAACUCCAGUUGGUACCGAGGCUUCAAAAUCACGGCGGGGUAGACGACCUAAGGAAACCAAGGGAAUGCCAUCCAAUAAAAAGGCUUCAAAGCGUCCAAAGAAGGUGAAGAUGGAGAGCGAGGACUUGAAUAAGAUGAUGUUUGGCAAGUCGAAUGAGUGGAAGAAUGGGCAGGAUAUGUGUGGUGGAGGUGAUGAUCUAAACAAAGAGUUGAUGGUAUCAAAGGGCGAUUGGAAGGGCCAAGACUUGGGGUUAAAUCAGGUUGCGUUUGACGAGUCGACCAUGCCAGCACCUGUAUGCUCCUGCACUGGAGUCCUAAGGCAAUGCUACAAAUGGGGAAAUGGAGGAUGGCAAUCAGCAUGUUGCACGACCAACUUGUCAAUGUAUCCACUACCUGCAGUGCCAAACAAGCGGCAUGCCCGAGUAGGUGGGCGAAAGAUGAGUGGAAGUGCUUUCAACAAACUUCUUAGCCGGCUUGCAGCGGAAGGCAAUGAUCUUUCAAUUCCCGUAGAUCUGAAGGAACAUUGGGCUAAGCACGGGACAAAUCGCUACAUUACAAUCAAAUAGACAAUCAACUAAGGAGAUGACAUAAAUCUCAGGUAUGCCUCGUCAAUUUUCCUUUCUUUCGGCAGUGGGCAGAAUAAAGAUAUGAUCUCAGCCCGACAGCCAUUGGAAGUUACUUGGCGAGGGACACUUAUUAAACUCUGCGUCCUUUUGUAAGUACUUGUAUCAUGUACGGUGAAAUAACUUGCCCGCUGCUGACUGCUCAUGUAUUUGUAGUUUGUAUGAAUGGAAGUGUAAUUAGUGAUAACAUUGGUCAUCUAGUUUUAUUCAAAAAGCAGAACAUUGAUCAUCCAGUGGGUCAUGCUGCUUUGUUUGGGGUCUUGGUUGAUUAUGCUUUCAAAUUAGUAGAUGAUGCUAGUUAGCAGCUGUUAUAUAA
This is a messenger RNA of Tripterygium wilfordii, 1691 nucleotides long. Its product is annotated as protein BASIC PENTACYSTEINE6-like. Gene Ontology annotation, cellular component: nucleus. The transcript has 4 exons. Gene Ontology annotation, biological process: response to ethylene. Gene Ontology annotation, molecular function: sequence-specific DNA binding; DNA-binding transcription factor activity. The coding region runs from base 311 to 1318 and encodes 335 amino acids. NCBI's taxonomy places the organism in Eukaryota, Viridiplantae, Streptophyta, Magnoliopsida, Celastrales, Celastraceae. The record is from RefSeq and is a predicted model, not a curated record.